This is a messenger RNA of Erigeron canadensis, 3594 nucleotides long. RefSeq names its product protease Do-like 7. The transcript has 23 exons. Gene Ontology annotation, molecular function: protein binding; serine-type endopeptidase activity. NCBI's taxonomy places the organism in Eukaryota, Viridiplantae, Streptophyta, Magnoliopsida, Asterales, Asteraceae. Gene Ontology annotation, biological process: proteolysis. The record is from RefSeq and is a predicted model, not a curated record. The coding region runs from base 147 to 3251 and encodes 1034 amino acids.
AACUCUCUCUUUCUUCCUUCCCAUCGCCCCAGCAAGAACAAGUUCAACCAGUACAUAUAUACAUCAAUACAUAUAGAUAUAUAUAUUAUAGAUAGAUACACAGAAGAUAAUAUAUAUAUAUAGAUAGAAUAGAUAAUAAACUAGGAAUGGAAAAAGAUAAAGAAAAGCUGCAGGCGACAGCUGAAGAUUGGAGAAAGGCAUUACAGAAAGUAGUUCCGGCGGUGGUUGUGCUCCGAACCACCGCCACUCGAGCUUUCGAUACUGAACCCGCUGGUUCCAGCUACGCUACUGGCUUUGUUGUUGAUAAGACACGUGGAAUUAUACUUACCAAUCGUCAUGUCGUUAAACCAGGUCCGGUGGUAGCCGAAGCUAUGUUUGUGAAUCGUGAAGAGAUUCCUGUCUAUCCAAUCUAUAGGGACCCUAUUCACGAUUUUGGAUUUUUUUGUUAUGAUCCUGCUGCGAUUCAAUUCCUGAGCUAUGAAGAGAUCCCUCUUGCUCCAGACGCUGCUUGUGUUGGAUUGGAAAUCAGAGUUGUCGGUAAUGAUAGUGGAGAGAAGAUCUCUAUUUUGGCUGGUACCAUUGCUCGUUUGGAUAGGGAUGCUCCGUACUAUAAAAAGGAUGGCUACAACGAUUUCAAUACAUUCUACAUGCAGGCAGCUUCAGGUACUAAAGGUGGUUCAAGUGGUUCCCCAGUUGUUGAUUGGCAGGGAAGAGCAGUUGCUUUAAAUGCUGGCAGUAAGUCUUCAAGCGCUUCAGCCUUUUUCUUACCUUUAGAACGCGUGGUGAGGGCUCUGAAUUUCUUACAGAAGGGAAGAGAUUCUUUCCAAGAUAAAUGGGAGGCAGUUACAAUACCACGUGGUACGCUCCAGACCACUUUUCUUCACAAAGGAUUUGAUGAGACUCGGCGGUUUGGUUUGCAAACUGAAACUGAACAGUUGGUGCGCCAUGCAUCUCCUCUAAGCGAAACUGGAAUGCUCGUUGUUGAUUCUGUUGUGCCAGGUGGCCCAGCUCAUAAAAAAUUAGAGCCAGGUGACGUGCUUGUUCGCAUGAACAAAGAGGUGAUUACUCAGUUUCUGAAGAUGGAGAUUCAGCUUGAUGAUAGUGUUGGCAAAAAUGUUGAAUUAGAACUUGAAAGGGGUGGCAGUCCUUUGACUGUUCAAUUGACGGUGCAAGAUUUACACUCAAUAACUCCAAAUUACUUCUUGGAAGUCAGUGGUGCUGUGAUAAACCCUCUUUCCUAUCAACAGGCCAGAAAUUUUCGCUUUCAGUGUGGUCUCGUGUAUGUCUCAGAAACAGGUUAUAUGCUUUUUAGGGCUGGAGUUCCACGUCACGCCAUUAUAAAGAAGUUUGCAGGUGAAGAGAUUUCAAACCUUGAAGACUUUAUUAGGGUUUUGUCUAGACUUUCUAGAGGAGCCAGGGUUCCAUUGGAAUAUAUAAGCUACUUGGAUCGUCAUAGGAGGAAGUCGGUUCUAGUUACUGUUGAUGGGCAUGAGUGGUAUGCCUCCCCUCAGAUUUACACUCGUGAUGACAAUUCUGGUUUUUGGAUAGCAAAGCAAGCUCUGCAAUAUGCCAAUAAACAGUUAGUCAAUGGUAUAACCAGUACGGACACAAGUAGUAGAAUUGAGCCGCAUGCUCAAGAUGAACCCAGCAUUAUAGUAAAAAAACGAAGAGUUGAUGAAGGUCUAUCUGGUGAGGCAAGUAUGCUUGCUGAUUAUACUGUAAAUGAAUCAAAGGUUGAGAUACAAGAAGACCCAAGAUCUCAGGAAGAUACAGUUGUGACAGACCCUCAUGGUUGUGUUGCUGAGCGUGUGAUCGAGCCAACUCUUGUCAUGUUUGAGGUUUAUGUACCAUCAUCUUGUAUGCUUGAUGGUGUCCACGCGCAACACUUUUUUGGAACUGGGGUGAUCAUACAUCAUUCUGAGAACUUGGGGUUGGUUGUGGUCGACAAGAACACCGUUGCUAUAUCAGCAUCUGACAUUAUGCUUUCAUUUGCUGCCUUCCCAAUGGAAAUUCCUGGCGAGGUUGUGUUUCUUCAUCCUGUUCACAACUAUGCUAUUGUAUCAUAUGAUCCUUCUGCACUAGGAGUUGCAGGGGUUUCUCUAGUGCGAGCUGCUGAACUUCUUCCUGAACCUCCAUUACGCCGUGGUGAAUCCGUCUAUCUAGUGGGGUUAAGUAGGAAUUUACAGGCAACAUCUAGAAAAUCGGUUGUUACCAACCCAUGUGCCGCUUUAAAUAUUAGCUCAGCUGAUUCUCCACGGUACAGGGCAACAAACAUGGAAGUAAUUGAGCUCGACACUGAUUUUGGCAGCAGUUUUUCAGGAGCGCUUACUGAUGAACAAGGGAGGGUUAAAGCUAUAUGGGGAAGUUUUUCAACUCAGCUGAAAUAUAGCGGGUCAUCCGAAGAUCAUCAGUUUGUCAGGGGUAUCCCUAUAUAUGCAAUAAGCCAAAUACUCACAAAGAUAGUAUCUGGUGCAAAAGGACCACCCCUUCUCAUUAAUGGCAUUAAAAGAUCAAUGCCUCUUGUUAGGAUUUUGGAGGUUGAGCUAUAUCCCACUUUGCUUGCAAAGGCUAGAAGUUUUGGGCUGAGUGACCACUGGAUCCAAGCUCUAGUGAAAAAAGACCCUGUCAGACGUCAAGUUUUACGGGUCAAAGGUUGUUUUGCAGGAUCGAAAGCUGAAAAUCUAUUAACACAAGGCGAUAUGGUGCUGGCAAUCAAUAAAAAACCGAUUACGUGUUUUUAUGAUAUUGAAGAUGCAUGCCAGGCAUUAGAUCUUUGUGAUGACCCAGAAGGAAAACUUGGGCUGACCAUCUUUCGUGAGGGGCAUGAAAUCGAGCUUCUUGUUGGAACGGAUGUGAGAGACGGAUUUGGAACCACUCGUGUGAUCAAUUGGUGUGGAUGUUUUUUACAGGAUCCUCAUCCAGCAGUGCGUGCUCUCGGGUUUUUGCCUGAUGAAGGCCAUGGUGUGUACGUGACAAGGUGGUCUCAUGGAAGUCCUGUGCAUAGAUAUGGCCUAUAUGCUCUUCAAUGGAUUGUCGAAGUUAAUGGGAAACCAACUCCUGAUUUGGAAGCCUUUGUAAACGUAACAAAGGAGAUAGAAAAUGGAGAAUUUGUUCGUAUUAAGACAGUGUAUCUCAAUGGAAAGCCACGGGUGCUAACAUUGAAACAAGACCUGCACUACUGGCCUACAUGGGAACUGAGGUUUGAUCCGGAAACUGCAACAUGGCAGCGCAAAACAAUUAAAGCACUAUGAACUCGAGAUGCCCUUUAGUAUAUAUAUAAUAUAUGCCGACUUGACCAAGAUUAUUGGGGCAAGGAUAUAUUGGGUAUAUAGCGUAGGGUCAUGUUAAAUUAUGAGCUGAUAUAUAAUUCAUACAAACCUUUAAGGCUUUAAUUGCUCCUAAAGUUAGCUAGCAGUAGUUGUAGGUAGAUUCAAAACAUGCAAAAGGUAUUGAAGUUUGGACAGUUUAUAUUGCAGCCUUCACCAGGAUAUUUUUUACACUCCCAGUGUUCUAUUUCUGUAGCCUAUUAUAUCUGGAUAUCAGAACAUAUAUUAUUAACUAGAUUUUAUCAAAUGUCGGCGAAAUUUUUGGACU